AUGGACUAUCAAAAUCGUGCUGGUAGCCGCUUUGGAGGAGGCGGUGUCGCUGGAUAUCAAGAAACGAAUGCAGCGCGUCGCGAGCGUCUCAAAAAAUUGGCAUUGGAAACCAUUGAUCUUUCUAAGCAUAACCUGCCAAAGAAGUACAUUCAAGAUCCUUACUUUAUGAAAAACCAUUUAGGAACUUAUGAAUGUCGUUUGUGUCUGACGAUGCAUGCAAAUGAAAAUUCAUAUUUGACACAUACUCAAGGGAAAGCGCAUCAGACCAAUCUGGCUCGUAGAGAGGCCCUGGAAAACAGAAAGGCCCAAAGGACUGCACCUGUAGUGCAAACAGGAUUGUCUCAAUCGCAGGUGCCGUUACGAAAGAAUAUAAUGAAAAUUGGAAGACCCGGGUACAAAGCAUCCAAAAUUCGUGAUCCCGAAACUGGUCAGUUUGGUCUUCGAUUUCAACUUAAGUACCCGGAUAUCCAAGUCAAUGUAAAGCCCCGGUAUCGUAUUAUGAGUGCAUAUGAGCAGAGAGUGGAAGCUCCUGAUCGCAAGUUUCAAUAUUUGGUUGUCGCAGCUGAGCCAUACGAAUCUGUUGCAUUCAAAAUAAAUGCGCAUGAAAUCGAUCGUUCUCCAGGCCGAUUCUGGACAUAUUGGGAUGCACCAACUUAUACUAUUCAAUUCUUUUUCAAUGUGGAUAAACUUUCCUAA
Schizosaccharomyces cryophilus OY26 is the source of this 696-nucleotide messenger RNA. Its product is annotated as zinc finger protein Sap62. The transcript has 4 exons. Gene Ontology annotation, biological process: spliceosomal complex assembly. NCBI's taxonomy places the organism in Eukaryota, Fungi, Ascomycota, Schizosaccharomycetes, Schizosaccharomycetales, Schizosaccharomycetaceae. Gene Ontology annotation, molecular function: zinc ion binding; nucleic acid binding. Gene Ontology annotation, cellular component: U2 snRNP; U2-type prespliceosome; catalytic step 2 spliceosome. The record is from RefSeq and is a predicted model, not a curated record. The coding region runs from base 1 to 696 and encodes 231 amino acids.